Molecule: messenger RNA, 3272 nt
Organism: Apodemus sylvaticus (European woodmouse)
Lineage: Eukaryota; Metazoa; Chordata; Mammalia; Rodentia; Muridae
Gene: Sox13
Product: SRY-box transcription factor 13
Exons: 14
Coding region: 81-1928 (615 amino acids)
Biological process (GO): cell fate commitment; regulation of transcription by RNA polymerase II
Cellular component (GO): nucleus
Molecular function (GO): RNA polymerase II cis-regulatory region sequence-specific DNA binding; DNA-binding transcription factor activity, RNA polymerase II-specific
Source: RefSeq, a predicted model, not a curated record
UGGCAGAGGGGUCUGACCUAAGACAGAGAUGCUGCCACUCCGAGCAAGUUUCCCAGAGGGACCCUGUUUCCAACCUCUUGAUGCGGAUGUCCAUGCAGAGCCCCGUCUCUGUACCGCUGGCCCCAGACAGCGCUAACACCAUGGUGAACUGCGCCAUCAAGUCCGAGGAGAAGAAGGAGCCUUGCCAUGAGGCUCCCCAAGGCGCGGCCCCUGCUGUGGAGACCCAGCCUGGAGACCCAGCCCCGGCCUCCCAGGAUGCUGCUGGCUCAAAAGCUCCUCCUCAGGACUGUGCCUCACCAGAGAGUAGUGGGUCCCCAGAUCCCAAGAGACCAGCAGCUUCUGAGGCCGCUUCGGGAAGCCAGGAGCGGCUGGACUUCAAUCGCAACUUACAGGAAGUUGUGCCAGCCAUUGAGAAACUGCUGUCCAGUGACUGGAAGGAGAGGUUUCUGGGAAGAAGCUCUGUGGAAGCUAAGGAUGUCAAAGGGACCCAGGAGAGCCUGGCUGAGAAGGAGCUCCAGCUUCUGGUCAUGAUCCAUCAGCUGUCUGCCCUUCGGGACCAGCUCCUCACAGCACACUCUGAGCAGAAGAAUAUGGCUGCCAUGCUGUUCGAGAAACAGCAGCAGCAGAUGGAACUGGCCCGGCAGCAGCAGGAGCAGAUCGCCAAGCAGCAGCAGCAGCUGAUCCAACAGCAGCACAAGAUCAACCUCCUCCAGCAGCAGAUCCAGCAGGUUAACAUGCCUUAUGUCAUGAUCCCAGCCUUCCCCCCAAGUCACCAGCCUUUGCCCGUCACUCCCGACUCCCAGCUGGCUCUGCCGAUUCAGCCCAUUCCCUGCAAGCCAGUGGAGUACCCGCUGCAGCUGCUGCACAGCCCGCCUGCUUCUGUGGUGAAGAGGCCGGGGGUGGCCACCCACCAUCCCCUGCAGGAGCCCCCACAACCACUAAACCUCACAGCCAAGCCCAAGGUACCUGAGCUGCCCAACACCUCCAGCUCUCCCAGUCUGAAGAUGAACAGCUGUGGGCCUCGGCCCGCCAGCCACGGGGCUCCCACAAGGGACCUGCAGGCCAGCCCCCCCAGCCUGCCCCUGGGCUUCCUCGGCGAAGGGGAUGCUGUCACCAAAGCCAUCCAGGACGCUCGGCAACUGCUACACAGCCACAGUGGGGCCUUAGAAAACUCCCCCAAUGCCCCAUUCCGAAAGGACCUCAUCGGCCUGGACGCCUCCCCGGCCAAGGAGCGGCUGGACGAGAGCUGUGUGCAUCCUCUGGAGGAAGCCAUGCUGAGCUGUGACAUGGACGGUUCCCGCCAUUUCUCCGAGUCUCGGAACAGCAGCCACAUCAAGAGACCCAUGAAUGCCUUCAUGGUGUGGGCCAAGGAUGAGCGGAGGAAAAUUCUCCAGGCCUUCCCGGACAUGCAUAACUCCAGCAUCAGCAAGAUCCUUGGCUCUCGCUGGAAGUCUAUGACCAACCAGGAGAAGCAGCCGUAUUACGAGGAGCAGGCCCGUCUGAGCCGGCAGCACCUGGAGAAAUACCCCGACUACAAGUACAAGCCAAGGCCUAAGCGAACGUGUGUCGUGGAGGGACGGCGGCUGCGCGUGGGCGAGUACAAGGCCCUGAUGAGGACGCGGCGCCAGGGCGCUCGCCAAGGCUACGCCAUCCCCCCGCAGGCUGGCCAGGCACAGGUGAGCUCAGAUAUCCUGUUCCCUCGGGCAGCAGGUAUGCCCCUGGCACGUCCGCUGGUGGAGCACUAUGACCCCCAGAGCCUGGACCCCAACAUGCCUGUCAUCAUCAAUACCUGCAGUCUCCGGGAGGAAGGGGAGGGCAGAGAUGACAGGCACUCGGUGGCCGAUGGAGAGAUGUACCGGUACAGCGAGGACUCGGACUCGGAGGGUGACGAGAAGAGUGAUGAGGAGCUGGUGGUACUCACAGACUGAUCCCUAGCUAGCUGGGCCCGGCCCGUCACUGCUGGGGGAGAGACCUUGUUCCCACCCCGACAAGCACAGCCAGCCUUCCUGAACUGUCUGGUACUUGGACUUGGGUGUGCCCAGGCGAUGGGUGAAACUGCACUUGUAGAUACAUUCCCAAGGUGGGGCUCCUCCUCUUCAUCACAACCUCCGGGCACAUCUGAGGAGCCAAUGGCCUGGCUGGGUGGGAGUCACGUGGCUGCCGCGAACCAAGCUGGCUGAGUGUGUUAGCCCUUGGGGCUAAAGGCCAGGGACCACUGGAUAUACACCCUCCUGGAUGUCUGCCCACUCAAGGGGACCCCUAAGGUCACAUGCUCUGUUUUUGUCUUGGCCCAGACCAGCCAUUGUGGGACGACAUGUCUGCCCUGCAGGCUCCCAGGUCACCCCUCUGGCACCUGGGUUACUUUGAACUCUGUGCAGUCUGGCUGUCCUGUUUUUGUCUUCCAAGUCCACGUGCCUCUGGCUACUGCGUGUCUGUGCGUGGCUCGCAUCUUCAUCCCGCCACUGCCGGCAGAAGGUGUUUGCAGAGUGGCCACCGUGAGCCAGGCAUGUCGAUGUGACGUGUGUCUUGAUGCUUCUCUGGGGGCUUCUGUGUUCCUUCGUCCCCAAAUUGCUACCUCUUUGUCAGUCUGGUGUCUCAGGUUCUGUGUAUUUCCUCCCCGUGUACAUGGCUCUCUUCCUUCGUCUGUCCCUGCUCCCACCAUACCCGCCGUAUCCUCUGGGUGUUUGUGGGUGUUUGUAGGGCCCGGCCUGCCCCUGGGACUGGCAGUUUCCUGACCCCAUGACCCCUUUCCUCCCUUCUGACUUUGCCAGUCGGUUCCCACGGAGCCAUUUUUAGCUCCCAGGACCGUGAGAGCGAGCCCAGGCCUCCAAGGGGCUCGGCCCUUAUUCCCAACCUGUGUCGCAGGCACAGGGGCCUUUUUUUUUUUUUGUCCGUGACAGCCCUGCAGAGGGAACCCAUGGCAGCCGGUCUCCAUGCCUUCUUCUUGAGCUUAGAGUGGGUUCUCCCCUCCCCCAUCCUUUCUUAGGGAAUCUUCCUGGUUGUGUCCCAUGAAAAUCAAAGACCAUUAGCAGCUAGCUUCAAAGAUCUGGAGCUGCCCUGGGUCAGGGAAAUGACCCGAAACCCCUCAUGGCCAGGCGCCUUCCUCCCCACCUCUGUCGACCCUAUUUCUCUCCAGACUGUUUCUUUUUAUGACUGUAAACAUAGAUAGUGCUUUAUUUUGUUACUAAGAAGAUAAUGAUGAAUAACUUAACCAGCAUAUUUGUUUUUUCUGAUGGUGUAAUAAAGACCAACCAUUUCAGAAUGUGAUUUUU